ACCUACUUUGUACAUAGCAUUGUGCUGGGUGCAAGAGAGUCAGCCAUGAAUGAAGAAUUUUUCUGCCCUGAUGCUCACUCAGUAGAAGACAAAGCAAAUUAAAAGAACCCCAGUGCCCCUACAGUGUGAUACAUUCUAUGAUGUUUCUCACAUGGUUAUAGAGGAAGUGAAUUUUAUGCAGAACCAUCUUGAAAUAGAGAAGACUUGUCGAGAAAGUGCUGAAGCUUUGGCAACAAAGUUAAAUAAAGAAAAUAAAGCAUUGAAAAGAAUCAGCAUGUUAUACAUGGCCAAGCUGGGGCCAGAUGUAAUAACUGAGGAGAUUAACAUUGACGAUGAAGAUUCAGCGAUGGACCCAGAGGAUGUUGCCAAGACUUGUGUCUCAGUACAGUGUCAGAAGCAGAUCAAAGAACUUCGAGAUCAAAUUGUAUCUGUUCAGGAGGAAAAGAAGAUAUUAGCCAUCGAACUGGAAAAUCUCAAGAGCAGACUUGUAGAAGUAACAGAAGAAGUAAAUAAAGUUAAACAAGAAAAAGAUGUUUUAAAUUCGGAAGUUCUUGAACAGAGAAAAGUCUUAGAAAAAUGCAAUAGAGUGUCCAUGCUAGCAGUAGAAGAAUAUGAGGAAAUGCAGGUGAACUUGGAGCUGGAGAAGGACCUUCGAAAGAAAGCAGAGUCAUUUGCACAAGAGAUGUUUAUCGAACAGAACAAGCUAAAGAGACAAAGCCACCUUCUACUACAGAGCUCUGCUCCUGACCGGCAGCUUUUGAACGCAUUAGAUGAAAAUGCAAAACUUGUCCAGCUCCUUGAAAAAGAGAGAAUUCAGCAUCAAGAAAAGGUCAAAGAACUAGAAGAGCAGCUACAGAACGAAACUCUCCACAAGGAGAUAAACAGUCUCAAACAGCAACUGGAGCUUCUUGAAGAAGAUAAAAAAGAACUGGAACUGAAAUAUCAGAAUUCUGAGGAGAAAGCUAGAAAUUUAAAGCAUUCUGUUGAUGAGCUCCAGAAGCGGGUGAACCAGUCUGAGAAUUCAGUGCCGCCUCCACCACCUCCUCCCCCACCACCUCCUCCCCCUCCUCCCCCCAAUCCUAUCCGAUCCCUCAUGUCCAUGAUCCGGAAGAGAUCCCACUCCAGCAGCGGUGGUGCCAAGAAAGAAAAGGCAGCUCAACCAGAAACAACUGAAGAAGUCACAGACCUGAAGCGGCAAGCAGUUGAAGAGAUGAUGGACAGAAUUAAAAAGGGAGUUCAUCUCAGGCCGGUUAAUCAGACGGCUAGGCCCAAUGCAAAGCCAGAAUCUGCAAAAGGCUCUGAAAGUGCAGUGAAUGAACUAAAAGGAAUGCUGGGGACACUUAACACAUCCACUAGUUCAAGAAGCUUAAAAUCCCUUCACACUGAAAACAGUGAAACUGAGUUAGAAAGGAUUUUGCGCCGCAGAAAGUUGACAACAGAAGCAGAUAGCAGUAGUCCAACUGGAAUAUUAGCCACCUCAGAGUCCAAAUCCAUGCCUGUGUUGGGUUCUGUAUCCAGUGUAACAAAAACAGCCUUGAACAAGAAAACUCUGGAGGCAGAAUUCAACAGCCCGCCCCCCCCAACACCUGAGCCAGGUGAAGGGUCGUGUAAAUGGGAAGGAUGCUCAAGUUCCAAGGUUACAUUUCAGCCUCCCAGUAACACUGGAUACAGGAAACAAUACAUUGGCAGUGGAAAACAAGCCAAACCAGUUGUAGUUUUAGAUCCUGUUUCCACAUACAAACCCCAAACCAAAGACCAGGUCGCUGAAAAAGAUCCAGCUCAACACAAGGAUGAUGAAGGUGAAACUAAACCAGGAUACAAACAGAAAGUGAGAGAUACCAACAGCUCCAACUGCUGAUCCAUAAACCGAAGGCUGGCGUGUUCGGAAGUCCUUCUGUAAUGAGCACAUGAUUAGUUUUGGUGUAUUGGCAAGGGCUAUAGACACUCUGUUCUUGUCACUGUAUUCAGAAUAUAGGUUCUUUUCUGAUGUCACUUUUGUAAGUAGUUCACCUAUAAAUAUAAGUAAGCUAUUUAGCAAAAUACACAUUCUUUGUAGCUUUUUUCUGUUCAUAGGGAUAAGACUUUUUUCUAAUUACUGUAUUAAAUGUGACUUCUUUUAGAAGAUAACAAAAAAUUCAGAUGUUAUCUUCUUAGGUAAUGUGUGUACCGCUAAUCAAAUGUAAUGAUGAAAGGUUGCAGCACUUGUGUAUAAUUGGAUAAACAGAACUGACUAGCUUAAGGUGAUUUUUUUUUUAAAAAAAAACCCAGAGAAGCUUCUGUUUUGCGUAUCUGAUCUUUUUUUUUUUUUUUUUUUAUGGAGAAACUUCAGUAGCAUGGAACUUGUUAGGCACUGUGGUAUACAAAUUACUUUCUAGGAUAUACUGAGAUAAGCUUAAAAUUUCAGGAGCUAAUGUCAAGCUAGCAGUCCCAUCAAGGCAUCUGGCCCCACUGAAGUGAAGUCGCUCAGUUGUGUCCGACUCUUUGCAACCCCAUGGACUGUAGCCCACCAGGCCCCUCUGUCCA
Messenger RNA from Odocoileus virginianus texanus, 2523 nucleotides. Lineage: Eukaryota; Metazoa; Chordata; Mammalia; Artiodactyla; Cervidae. The record is from RefSeq and is a predicted model, not a curated record.